This is a messenger RNA of Candida tropicalis MYA-3404, 984 nucleotides long. RefSeq lists its product as uncharacterized. Lineage: Eukaryota; Fungi; Ascomycota; Pichiomycetes; Serinales; Debaryomycetaceae. The coding region runs from base 1 to 984 and encodes 327 amino acids. Gene Ontology annotation, cellular component: nucleus. The record is from RefSeq and is a predicted model, not a curated record. The transcript has a single exon. Gene Ontology annotation, biological process: double-strand break repair.
AUGCUGAUAUUACCUACUCAAUGGAUAUCUAAAUCAAUUCCAUUUCUUGAAAAAGAAGAAUGUAUUUAUGGAUUUAUAUAUAAUACUUUGAAUAGUUGCAGUUAUGGAUUUUAUCUUACUAAUUUUGAUCAUGUUUGGGUUCAAGAAUUAGACAAGGAAGGUAUGAUUAAAGCUGCAAAUUCAAUUGGUCUUGAAGAUCUUAAAGAAACUGAUUUGAUUCAUUUAUUACAUGAGUUAAAGAAUGAUGUACAUGAUAAUAUAACAUUUGAACAAAAAGAUGAUAAUAUAAUUGUACAAACUAAUGGUCAACCACAAUGGAAAUUUAGUUUAAUUCAACAGGAUGAUAUUAGAACAAUACAAUUUCUUGCCAAAUUGAAUUAUCAACAAUUUUCAACUAUGAAUUUCUUGAAAUAUCAAAUUGAAGAUCUUAAAGAUAUCAUCAGUGUUAAAGAUCAAUAUUCUAGAUUUCUUGCAACUAAUUUCAAACAAAGUCAUGGAAUGGAAUUAAUUAAUAAUUAUAAGAAAAUUAAUCGAUCUGAUUUAGAAUCAAUAGAGAAAUUUAAUCCAAGUCGAUGGGAAAAGAAAUCUUCUAUUGAUUAUAGAACUUUAAGAUCAAAUAAUAAGAAAUCAAAUGAUGAAGAAUUGAAUAAAAAUAUUACUCUGGCAGUGGAAAAUCCUUGGAAAUUUGCUAAUCUGUUUUAUCUUAAUGUUACUGAAGAACAAGAAGAUUUAAGUCCUGUUAAAUUUGAAUUUGAUGAUUCUCAAUCUCAAUCUCAAUCAGGUGGACAAAUAUCACAAGUGUCACUGGUUCAAUUUGAAUCUCAACCAACUCUUGAUUUGGAACUAAUGGGUUCUCCUAUAAAAAAAUCAAGUUCGGGAGGAUUUAAACGACCAGCAGUAUCUCAACUUGAUAGUUCAUCGAGUCUGAAUACAUCACAAUCACAACGCAAGAGAAGAAAAAUCGGAGCUCUAUCAAAAAGGUGA